CACAGUCGCAGUUUUGCUUUUAAUUGAGUUCUUUUGUCCCUAAAAAAUCCAAUUUUAAAUCGAAAUGCGUCAUUUUGACUUUUAUAAACAUCGUGGUCGUGGACACUGUCACGACAGGCAUUACCACAAGAGGGACCGUAAACAUGGUGGGAAAUUCUGUGAAAAAUUUGGAAAACGUGGACAUCAUUUCAAGGACAUGUUAUGUUCUAUGGGAGAUUUGGCUACCGCGAAUCCGCAAGAUCCUGAUAUUGAAGAAAAAGUGCGUUCGUAUGUCAAGGAAUUUUUCGAUAGAAGUUUUUUGGAGAGACAAGCAGGUAUGGAAAACUCGAAAGAAAAUGAAGCUGGUGAAGGUACAUCCAAAGCAGCUGCGAACAGAAUGUGCAUGUGGAAAGAAAGGGGUCGUCAUUGUGGCUCGAAAGGAUGUCAAUAUUGUCAAACUGCAGGUAGGAAUAUUUCUGAAGAGAAAACUCAAAAUACUUCUGAGACAGAAGGUAAGAAAUCAGAGGGAGAUACUGAAGAAAUUCCAUAUUGCCAACAUCUUGACCAUCAUCAUCGAGGAUAUGGAAGAAGACAUCAUGAGCAUGGCGAAUGUCGAGGUAGGUGUUCUGGAGACGAAUCCAGUACCAGAGACGAACAAUGGAUGAGAAGAGGAAGGCGACACCAUCAUGAUCAUCGUGAUCAUCAUCAUCAUGACAGACAUGGAUACCAUCAUCAUGAAAGACAUGGAUACAAUCACCAUGGGCGCAUGGGAUGGAAUACCCAUGGAUGUGACUGCUUCCAUAAUGAGGCUACUGCAACUGUGAAAAACGCUGAUUCUGGUUUGCAAGAACCAAAUCAGGAGGUAGGUGGCAGCGAAAUGCAAGUAGAUCCAGCACCAGCGCAGGAAAAUGAAGAAGAAAGCCAACAGGAAGUUCAAGAGGUGGCCGACAGUUUGAGAAAAUCGAGUCUUGAGUAGUUUUUUUGCAAGCUAUUUGGUGAGUUCUAGAAUAAAUGUAUUGCUGAAAAUCGUUCCAAUUAUUUUAUUGUUUGUUAAGAGGCAAUUUGGUAACUUUUUUUUUUUGGCAUCUAAAUAAGUAUCGAACUUUUUUUACUUAAAAAUACGUAAUUUGUGAAGUUACUCAUGAAUAAAAAAAUAAUAUUACAUUACAUUACAACCAAUUGCGCAAUAAAGUAUUUCCUUUCUAAUUCGAUGAAACACAAUAUAUUAAUUAUCAAUUCUAUUUUUACACAACCUUGGUAAACUGAGGAAUUAAACAUUAAAACUUUGGUUGCCUUUUAACAAAAUAAUAAACUAUGGUGAAUAUGCUGCACACUUUUUCUAGAAUUUAACAUUUAAUAUUUUAUGGGAUUAUUAUUUUUCAUAUUUAAUGGGUUAUCAAUAAUUACAUAUUAAACUUUGAAACAAGUUAUUAUUUAUAUAAAAAUUAUUAUUUUUGGAGUAGGGAAACUUAUAAUAAUGAAAAUAAAAUGGAAUAUCAAUGUGGGGUGAGUGUUAUCUAUAAACAUUUAUUAUUUGAAAAAUGGAACUAAUAAUGUUAUUAUUUUUAGUGUAGAAGAAAUUCAACACUUUAUUAAUUAUAAUAAUAAAUAAAUGAAAAAUGUGUUGUUGUUUUAUUUAUUAAAUUUAUAAGGUAUUUAAUAGCAUAGG
This is a messenger RNA of Ceutorhynchus assimilis (cabbage seed weevil), 1648 nucleotides long. The record is from the annotation of a GenBank genome assembly. NCBI's taxonomy places the organism in Eukaryota, Metazoa, Arthropoda, Insecta, Coleoptera, Curculionidae.